AGUGUGAUGUUUACCUCCUCCAAUCGCAAAAUAAGCUGCGAUGGAGUGUUACUUUUCCAGAAUUAUCGUAAAGGUGUAUUGUCAAUCAUUAAUUGAUGUUUUUAAAUUUUUGUUAUGAUUUUUCAGACAGAUAAGUCUCAAUGAUUUCAAAGUAGGUAGACAAUCAAUAAGAUGAUAGUAACAACACGUUAAACAUAACUUAGCUAAAACUUUAUCUAACAAAGAUGGCGACACAUAACGCUACAGAUUACAAGAAUCAAAGUCACCUUGGCCAAAAAGCAACGUUCUCCAGAUUGGUAUCAGGAUUGGACAUAAAACCAGGUUUCAGAUGUCUUGACGUUGGUUGCGGACCUGGUAAUUUUACUAAACUUUUAGUUGAUCUUGUGGGAAAGAAUGGAUAUAUCCUUGGCAUUGAUCCUGAUGAAGACAGGAUUAGUCUUGCGAAAGAAACAAAUUCUCAUAUCUCAAAUUUGAAUUUUUUGUGCAUAUCUGGUGGAAAUUUGCCGGCUGAUCUUCCAAAAUUUGAUGUUGUUUAUUCAAGCGCCGUUCUGCAUUGGAUGACAGACGAAGAAAAGUGGAAAACAUUUCAACGCAUUUUCAGGUUGCUGAAACCUGGAGGUACAUUCGCCUUUGUUACUGUUUUAGAAUUACCCUAUGCUUUUAAGGAGGUUUUUCGCUACGUCGAAGAUAGGCGCACCGUUCCCCAUUUUCUGUAUACAGAACUCCCCAGCGUUUUAAAGUAUAAACAAGAACUAACAGAGUGUGGAUUCGAAGUUGUAAAUAUACAAGCUUUAGAGCACGCCUCUGUGUUUCAAACAACAGAGCAGUUUUUAUCAUGGCUACGCGCAUCGAUGCAUACUGAAAUUAACUUAGGUGAACUCUGUCAGAAACAUCAGAUUGACUUAAAAUUUCAAAGCAACACAGAUGGCGAAUAUGUUUUAAACUUUACUCGCAUUUGGGCGUAUGCUAAGAAACCAAACGCAUUGUUCUGAAGAUUUAGCAUUUGCAUCAAUGGCAAUCCUUAUGUGAAAUUAUUGCUUGAUGCUAAGAAAUUAAUGAAAUUUUAAAUUGUUUUGAUAACUUAUUUUUGUAUGUAGGCCUGUUUACACUUGACUUAAUAAAAGAUGCUCGCA
Hydractinia symbiolongicarpus is the source of this 1133-nucleotide messenger RNA. RefSeq lists its product as uncharacterized. The transcript has a single exon. Bases 225 to 992 code for a protein of 255 amino acids. The record is from RefSeq and is a predicted model, not a curated record. Lineage: Eukaryota; Metazoa; Cnidaria; Hydrozoa; Anthoathecata; Hydractiniidae.